This is a messenger RNA of Arvicola amphibius (Eurasian water vole), 3723 nucleotides long. It is a transcript of the gene Irs4, whose product is annotated as insulin receptor substrate 4. Lineage: Eukaryota; Metazoa; Chordata; Mammalia; Rodentia; Cricetidae. Gene Ontology annotation, cellular component: plasma membrane; cytosol. Gene Ontology annotation, molecular function: insulin receptor binding; phosphatidylinositol 3-kinase binding. Gene Ontology annotation, biological process: insulin receptor signaling pathway. The record is from RefSeq and is a predicted model, not a curated record.
AUGGAGAGUUGCUCCUUCACUGGCAGCCGAGCGCUUAGGAGACUGAGAGCUGCAGCAGCAGCAGCAGCCUCCGCAGCUCUAGCAGCAGUGGCGACCACCCCGCUUCUUUCCUCGGGAACCCCGACCGCACUCAUUGGGACCGGGUCGUCCUGUCCGGGAGCCAUGUGGCUCCCCACGGCCACUGGCUCCCGGUCAGACUCCGAGUCUGAAGAGGAGGACCUCCCCGUCGGGGAUGAAGUCUGCAAACGCGGCUACCUGAGGAAGCAGAGGCAUGGGCACAGACGUUACUUCGUGCUCAAACUCGAGACCGAAGACGCCCCGGCUCGGCUCGAAUACUACGAAAAUGCCAGGAAGUUCCGGCACAGUGUCCGCGCCGCGGCCGCUGCGGCAGCGGCUGCCGCCUCCGGUGAGGCGGUCCCCGCGCUCAUCCCGCCGAGGCGAGUGAUCAUCCUGUACCAGUGUUUCUCCGUGAGCAAACGAGCUGAUGCCAGGUACCAAUACCUCAUUGCCCUUUUCACCCAGGACGAGUACUUCGCGUUGGCGGCCGAGAACGAGUCGGAACAACAAAGCUGGUACUCGCUCCUCAGCCGCCUCAUCCUCGAUAGCAAGCGCCGCCGCUGCGGCUUGCUAGGCGCGCAGCCGGACGGAGAUCCGGAUGCCCUGGCAGGAGCAGCGGCGGCGGAGCCACACCUCUAUAAAGAUGUGUGGCAGGUAGUAAUAAAACCCAAGGGGCUGGGGCAAAGAAAAGAGCUGAGCGGCGUGUUCCGGCUGUGUCUUACCGACGAGGAGGUCGUGUUUGUAAGGCUCAAUAGCGAAGUGGCCAGUAUGGUCUUCCAGCUCCUGAGCAUUCGUCGCUGUGGUCACUCGGAGCAGUACUUCUUCUUGGAAGUUGGCAGGUCCACUGUCACCGGUCCAGGGGAGCUGUGGAUGCAGGUGGAUGACUGUGUGGUGGCCCAAAAUAUGCAUGAGAUGUUUUUGCAGAAGAUGAGAGCCUUGUGCGCAGACGAAUACAGAGCCCGAUGCCGCAGCUACAGCAUCAGUAUCGGCGGCCACCUGUUAACCCUGCUGUCCGCUAGGAGGCUCCUGGGCUCGCACCCGCUGGAACCCUGCGGCUGGCUCCGAAGAUACCGCUAUGAGCACUAUUGCCACCUCAGGGCAAUGAAUGAAAGGGAAGAGAUGCUCUUUAACAGGCGAAUGAGACCCUCCGAGCCUCUACCUCCCUCCAGGCUAGGAAGGGAGCAUCUGCCCAGAGCCCACAGGUCCAGGAGAGCGGUUUCAGUACCACCCACCUUUUUACAAAACCGCUUAGCACCACCGCACCCCGAAGAAGUCUCCAACGACAGAGCUUGUGAGCCCUCGGGCUCCAGCUCUAGCAACUCUGAAGAAAAAGACAAGUACGCUGAGGAAGGGAACGAAGGUGAUUAUAUGCCCAUGAACAACUGGGGCUCAGGAAAUGGCCGGGGGUCAGGAGGUGGCCAGGGCUCAAGCGGUCAAGGCUCCAGCAGUCAGGGCUCAGGAGGAAACCAGUACUCAGGUGGCAGGCAGGGAUCUGGAGGUGGCCAGGGCUCAGGAGGUCAGGGUGCUGCUGGAGGAAAACCAGUAUUCAGGAAAUGGGGCAGGGCACAGCAGGUGGCCAUGGCUUCAGGUGGAGGCCAGAGGCGUGGAGGUGGCCAUGGCUCAAGUGGUGGCCAGGGACCUGGCGAUGGUCAUGGCUCAGGUGGUGGCAAGAACCCAGGAGGGGCCAAGGGCUCAGGAAGUGGGAAAAACUCCGAUGAUGGUGACCGUGGAAAAUCUCUGAAGAAAAGAUCGUACUUUGGUAAAUUCACUCAAAGCAAGCAACAGCAAAUGCUGCCGCCGCCACCGCCGCCGCCGCCACCCCCAUCAACUGGAGCAACUGGCGGGAAAGGGAAGUCUGGGGGAAGGUUCCGACUUUAUUUUUGUGCGGACAAAGGAUCCACAAAAGAACGCAAAGAAGUCAAAGAGGUGAGAAAUAGGGAGACCCUAGAAGGUGCAACCCGGGCGCCUUACAGAGCCAGAGCUUUUGAUGAAGACGAGGAUGACCCAUAUGUGCCAAUGAGGCCAGGGGUGGCUGCUCCCCUUGCGUGUUCCAGUGACUACAUGCUAAUGGCUCCUCAAAAUUCCUCCGCUUCAAAGAAGGGCCACUCUAAGUCAACAUUUGAAGACUCCAGAGAGUACAUGAUGAUGUUUCCCAGAGUGAACCCACGGCCACCUGCCCCAAGUCCUCCAAAAGCACCGGAUACUAAUAAAGAGGAUGACUCUAAGGACAAUGACAGUGACAGUGACUACAUGUUUAUGGCUCCUGGAGCGGGUGCGAUUCCUAAAAAUCCCCCCAAUCCUCGGGGAGGCUCUUCCUCCAAAAGUUGGAGCUCUUACUUCUCUCUGCCAAGUCAUUUUCAGAGGUCUCCCUUGGGACAGAGCGACCAUAGUGAGUACGUUCCGAUGCUGCCUGGGAAAUUCCUGGGGAGGGGUCUAGACAAAGAAACCUCCUUGGGCCGGGCCACCAGAGAUGUGGCUACGGAGACUUCCGAUGAUUGGUUAUUCUCCAAACCUGGAGAUAGGGGUUCACCUGCAAAGCCUUCAGAUGACGAGUCCCCAGUGAACAAGGCUGAGGGACUUAACGGACUUUCUUUUACUUCAAAAGAAAGUAAUAUCAAGGCCAAACCAGUAAAGCCCACACAGGAGCAGAGAGGAACUGAUAGCUCUCAUGAAUAUGUCAACAUUGACUUCAUUGAGAGAGAGCUCCGUGCACCACCUCUCUCUGCUCAAGGACUGCCAGAUUCGUGGGGCUUAAUUUUUGACCCCAGACGCACAGGUAUUUCUAGUUACCUGAAUAUUGAAGUCGGGGUGCCCUUUCCAAAUCGAGCAAACCGUCUCUCCGAACUUUUAAGAGUUCUGCCAGGUGCCAGCGCUAUCUCUCUGGCCCGCACUAGGUGGCCCUUUUAUCCUGUUCCAGGCAUUACUACAGGUAGUAUUGUGGAAGACGGUGACUACAUUGAAUUAUAUUUCAACCCGGUCAUGAGACCAAUCAUGCCUUUUGCUGACAGUGUCAUUCGCUAUGAUGCUCUAACCGGUGAAAUGUAUGUAGUCGACCCAUUUUCUGAGUGCUGUAUGGACAUUUCUCUCUUUCCUGGUCGGUAUUCUGAGCCGCCACCUGUAGCUAGGCUGCUGCUGCAGGAGGAAGUGCAGGAGAGAAGACGCCCACAAAGCCGUUCCCAAAGUUUAUUUGCCAACACCCGAGCUGCGGUCUCUGCUUUCCCCACUGACAUCUUCGACAGUGAUUUUCCCGCGGUUUCGGCCAGGGUUGCUGAUACAACUGAGGAGCCCCUUUUGGCAGUGAGCCAGGCGUUAGCGGUGGUCUCUGCGCUCGCAGCGGCCCCCGGCUUUGGCGUUCUCUUUGGCGGCUUCCAGAGCUCUGCCAGAUUUGACUCCGCCUCCUUUCGCUGGUUCCAACCUGUUGCUAAUGCUCUGGGUGCCCAGGUUGUAAGAGGGGUCCAGGACAUUGCAGCAGGCUGGAAUCAUGGAGCAGGUAACCAAGCUGCCGGAGGUGAGGACCUGGCGGCCCGCGCAGGCGCUCCUCCAUCUCCACCUCGCCAGCGAAGGGUGCUGAGACCCCCAGAGAGCGAGGAUUCUGAGGACAACGACGACGAUGACGACGACAUUUACGUGAGAAUGGACUUUGCCAGACGUGACUACAAGAAGUGA